AUGUAUGGCGAUAUGUCGGCUGAUGAAUUCGCAUCGGUUUCUGAGAAGAUAAUCGAGAUGAAUCUGUCGUGUACGUUGGUGACUGAAAAAGAGAAGCAGAUGAUGGGUGAAAUGUUGUUUCGAAUGUGUCGUGAAAUGUCAAAUCUGGUCAAAAUGAACAGUGGACGACCGUCAACGAUCAUGCGAACGGCGAUGUUGGUUUAUUGA
Anisakis simplex (herring worm) is the source of this 207-nucleotide messenger RNA. NCBI's taxonomy places the organism in Eukaryota, Metazoa, Nematoda, Chromadorea, Rhabditida, Anisakidae. The record is from the annotation of a GenBank genome assembly.